Molecule: messenger RNA, 555 nt
Organism: Lachancea lanzarotensis
Lineage: Eukaryota; Fungi; Ascomycota; Saccharomycetes; Saccharomycetales; Saccharomycetaceae
Gene: GEP4
Product: LALA0S05e02982g1_1
Exons: 2
Coding region: 1-555 (184 amino acids)
Biological process (GO): cardiolipin biosynthetic process
Cellular component (GO): mitochondrion
Molecular function (GO): phosphatidylglycerophosphatase activity
Source: RefSeq, a predicted model, not a curated record
AUGAAUCUCAGUGGCACGAUUAAUGUUCUGCGACUCUUGGUUAACCCAAAAUUGUGUAUCCCGCAAACCACAAUUGAGAACUUCGGUCAACUCCCGAUACCGGUCGGACCCUCUAUAAAAGCCGUGGUACUCGACAAGGACAACUGUUUCGCGUAUCCGCACACGAAUACGGUGUGGUCGGACUAUGAGAAAACGUGGGGUGAACUGAGGAAACAGUAUCCUGGUGCGUCUUUAUUGAUCGUGAGCAAUAGUGCCGGAAGCAAUGACGACGCAGGCGGGAAAGAGGCUGCCAUUUUGGAAAAAACUUUGGGAAUACCUGUCCUGCGUCAUGCAGUCAAGAAACCCGGGUGUCGCGACGAAAUUUUACAGCAUUUCUCACAACACAGUAUAACUGAUGAUCCAAAGGAAAUCGCUGUGGUUGGAGAUCGGCUUUUCACCGAUAUUAUCAUGGCCAAUUUGAUGGGAAGUCACGGUGUGUGGGUUCGCGAAGGUGUCAAACCUCCUUCGGGACCACUGACUUUUCUAGAGCGCAAAUUGUAUGAAUGGAUGAGUUAA